GGUCGAGGAAGGGAGAUGGAGCAAAGAGCUCGGCCAAGAGAAUUCUUGCUCCUAUAUAAGACGUGGUACGUCGUAUUUUGGAGUAUUAUCGUACUGACUGCAAGCCAGACAUACACGAGCUCCAACAUGUUCAAACUGUUAUGUCUGUUUGCCUUUUUGGCAUUCGCCGUGGCUGCGCCCGCACCCGCACCCGCACCCGCACCAGCACCCGGUGCAAUCAUCGGCGCCCCGCUUGUGACAUCCUAUAGUGCUCCCAUCGUUUCCGCGCCGUUAGCUUAUAGCGCGUAUAGCCUACCGACUUAUAGCGCGUAUUCAGCGAUUCCAGCCUUACCAUACGCAUAUAAGAGUUACGCGGCCUAUGUGGCCUAAUCACACACGUCGCUAGAUAUCAGAGGACCAGGCAUCAGAGAUUAAGGACCAAUUUCCACGAAUACACUUCACACAAAUUAAUCAACGCUCGCGAAAUUUUUUUCAAAAGACCUAAUCACGGAGUUAUUCCUCCACGGUUCAUUCUCUUCACCCUCCCCCCUUUUCAUCUGCGUUCGAAUGACUCUACAUUUGCAUUCCAUUAGAUCCAGAAUCAAUAAAGUCGCUUAAAAGCAA
Pogonomyrmex barbatus (red harvester ant) is the source of this 603-nucleotide messenger RNA. RefSeq lists its product as uncharacterized. The record is from RefSeq and is a predicted model, not a curated record. Lineage: Eukaryota; Metazoa; Arthropoda; Insecta; Hymenoptera; Formicidae.